AUGCAGUUCUCCAAGUCCUUCAUGCUGCUGGCAGCCCUCACCACCGGCGCCCUCGCCCUCCCCCAGAAGCGCGACUGGAACACCGCCGGCUUCGGCGCCAGCACCGCCAGCAGCGGCAGCGAUGUCACCUACCAGGGCAACGUCGGCAACCCCUGGGGCAGCAACAUCAUCGAGGUCUCCAGCAGCGACGCCGCCUCCUACAAAUACACCCUCGAGAUCACCGGCCAGAACUCCGAGCCCUGGCAGAUCGUCUUCUGGAACAAGUACGGCCCCGACGGCCUGAUGGACGGCUGGUUCGGCAACUCCGCCCUCACCCUUACCCUCAACGCCGGCGAGACCAAGUACGUCGCCUUCGACGACGACACCAAUGGUGGCUUCGCCGCCGGCCCCGGCUCCGUGCCCACGGCCAACGGCGAGUGGGCCAGCACCUGGGGCGAGUUCGACUUUGGCAGCACCACCAACGGCGGCUGGUCGGGCUUUGAUGUGUCGGCCAUUGUCGCGCAGAACACCGGCCAGACCGUGCAGGGCAUGCAGAUGUGCGACAAGGCGAGCGGCGUCUGCUCGACUAUCACCCCCAACGCGGCUACCGUCGACAACGCGUACACGACUGCUGAGACGGAUAUUGGUGGCAUUGGUGGGAACAUCUCCGGCGGUGGUCAGGUCCAGCUCACGGCUGUUAUUGAUUACCAGGGGUAA
Messenger RNA from Aspergillus terreus NIH2624, 696 nucleotides. Its product is annotated as putative allergen. The coding region runs from base 1 to 696 and encodes 231 amino acids. NCBI's taxonomy places the organism in Eukaryota, Fungi, Ascomycota, Eurotiomycetes, Eurotiales, Aspergillaceae. The transcript has a single exon. Gene Ontology annotation, cellular component: extracellular region. The record is from RefSeq and is a predicted model, not a curated record. Gene Ontology annotation, molecular function: IgE binding.